Necator americanus (New World hookworm) is the source of this 1095-nucleotide messenger RNA. RefSeq lists its product as uncharacterized. Lineage: Eukaryota; Metazoa; Nematoda; Chromadorea; Rhabditida; Ancylostomatidae. The coding region runs from base 1 to 1095 and encodes 364 amino acids. The transcript has 10 exons. The record is from RefSeq and is a predicted model, not a curated record. Gene Ontology annotation, cellular component: membrane; acetylcholine-gated channel complex.
AUGAUGUGGUUGCUGGUUGUCGGGCUGAUCGGUUCAACCGCAGCUCAAUUCACCUCACAAACGUAUCCGGAUCCUCGCCUCGAUCCUAUCGCAUGUCGACUACCGUUCCCUGCUCACGUAUGUGAUCCGUCAUCUGUGCUCACUGAUGAGGAGCGCGUAAAGCUGAUGCAGAGGAUAAAUGAGUUCCGUCCAGUUACAGCGGGGAUCAGGAACACAUCACCAGCGUGUCAAAAUCAGCCAGAGAAAAAUUUGGAAAUAUUCGUAAUUGUCAUCGAUAAAAUCGGUAGCAUUCCCGGUGCACCAGUGGAUAUCGAGAAAUUUGCGAACAAUCUUAAGCGGCGAUUUCAAAACUAUCAGGACGUUUCCGCAUGUGAUGCAACAGUAUUGAUUGUGAACUCAAGGCAGGAUCGACAGGUUUUCACCGUAGCUGGACGAGAUGCACGAAUUUCCAAGGAAACAUUACGUCAUGCGUUCGAAAGGAAUGUUGGACAUUUCAAAGCCGGUCACUAUGCGAUGGGUUUGGAGGGAAUGAUCGAAAUGGUGGUCGCCACGUACUCAAAUGCUCAUAUCGUACAAGUGCCUAGCCCUGAAACAUUCACUCAUCGACCAAUGAUACCUGCCCCUGUUCCGGAAACCCCAAAACCCGUUCCAGCACCGGAAUUCCGACAAGCGCCCGAAACAUUGGCACCAUUCCGAGCGGCUGGAAUUCCGAACAGCAUUCAGCCGAGCGGAAAAUCAUCACUUCAACCGAUCGGUAUGGAGGAUGUGGCCGAGGAGGAUAAGGUUUGGGUAGGAAUAAUGCAACAAGCGGUUGGCAGAUGUGGUACACAACCGGAGACGUUGUCGAUGAAUGUUCGAGCUGUGGUUGAGGAAGCAAUGAGUAUUUCUCUGAAGUUGAUCUCUGAUACUCGCUACAACAGCAUAGAAGAAGAGGUGGAAACCCAUAAGGACGUGAUUGGUAUUCGAGAAAGAGCUUGGGAAAAUGCAAAGACACAAUUCAUUCUGCCGUUAUUCCAAAAAUAUCAAUCCGUCAUCGUAAGCGCCGCUCAACAUUCAUGUCCAGCGAUCACAUUGAAGAGUUUGCGACGUCAUUGA